AUGCACAGUAACGAACCAGUAGAAGAUGAGCACGCCGAAGCCGUUCUGCCCGUUCCGUCUGGGUACUGGGCAUUCUUCGGCCUCUUUGAUGGACACAGCGGCAGAGACACUAGCGUCUGGCUCGCAGACAACCUCGUCCCUGCCGUCACUGGGGCUCUCGCCGAUCUGUACUCAAGAGUGGCGAACGGAAGUGCAAACCCAGCGUCUCCCCCUGCCCCCUCUGAGGCGGAUGUCGAGCAUACGUUGAAGGACACUUUCAACAGACUUGACGAUGAUAUUGUAAACGUCCCUCUGGAUACUAUCUUCUCGUCAAACUCUCGACACGCUGCUGCCACCCUUCUUGCCCCCGCUUGGUCCGGCUCCUGCGCUCUGCUCUCGUUCUACGACUCUCACUCCCGGUUGCUUCACACUGCUGUGACGGGGGAUUCACGUGCGGUCCUCGGCCGCCAGGAUCUCGACGAGUCUGGGAGACCCACUGGCACGUACUCUGUCCACGUGCUUACGGCCGACCAGAAUGGCUGGAACCCCCUUGAGCAAGAACGCAUGGCGGCGGAACACCCGGGCGAAGACACGGUGCGCAACGGACGCGUUAUGGGAAUGGGGAUGUCGCGCGCGUUCGGGGACGCACGAUACAAAUGGUCGCGCGAGGUACAGCACCGACUCAAGCGCGAGUACCUGGGCAGGACGCCCCUGCCGGAUGUGAAGACACCUCCAUAUCUGACUGCCGAACCCGUCGUGACCUCCAUCGCCGUCCGUCCGGGCGACUUCCUCAUCAUGGCCUCGGACGGAUUGUGGGAGGCCCUGACCAACGAGGAGGCUGUCGGGCUUGUCGGGCUAUGGAAGGACAUGCGCAGCGCGCGCAGCCACGGAGCCAGCAGCGGGGUUAUGUUGGAGUCGGCCGAACUGCCUGUACAAGUGCAGGACCACACUGAGACUGUGCGCUACCGCCAAUGGGGUGCGGAGAAACGCUUUGUCAGCGGCGACGAGAACGCGGCAACGCAUCUAUUGAGGAACGCGCUCGGGGGAGCCGACGUCGACCUCACCGCGGCGCUUUUGAGCAUGAGAGCACCUCGCUCGAGGGUUUACAGGGAUGAUAUUACGAUCACAGUAGUCUUCUUUGCUGAAGAUGAUCGUCGGACGCCCGCUUGA
Trametes versicolor FP-101664 SS1 is the source of this 1149-nucleotide messenger RNA. RefSeq names its product protein serine/threonine phosphatase 2C. Lineage: Eukaryota; Fungi; Basidiomycota; Agaricomycetes; Polyporales; Polyporaceae. Gene Ontology annotation, biological process: protein dephosphorylation. The transcript has 2 exons. The record is from RefSeq and is a predicted model, not a curated record. The coding region runs from base 1 to 1149 and encodes 382 amino acids. Gene Ontology annotation, molecular function: protein serine/threonine phosphatase activity.